GUUUGUUUAUUUAUUCAGGUUAUCGCCAUAAUUUGAAACAAAACCGAAUACCGUUUCUAGAAUUUCAAAUCUCCUUCCCUCUCUUUUUAUCGCUCUCUCAAAAACCCUAAGAUAUUUCUCCGUUAGUCCUCUAAUCACUCUAAGAGCCAAUCAAGCGAUGACAUCUGUCCAUCCGCUGCCGGUACCGGGACGGGAGCUCGCUAAUCCUCCGACGGACGGGAUCUCGAACCUUCGGUUCUCCAAUCACAGUGAUAAUCUACUCGUCUCCUCUUGGGAUAAGUCUGUGAGAUUGUAUGAUGCGAGCGCGAACAUUUUGCGAGGAGAGUUCAUGCACGGUGGACCGGUACUUGAUUGCUGCUUCCACGAUGAUUCAUCCGGGUUCAGUGCCAGUGCCGAUAAUAAAGUUAGGAGGAUAAUGUUCAGCCAUGGAAAGGAGGAUGUAUUAGGUAGACAUGAUGCUCCUGUGCGUUGUAUAGAGUAUUCUUACGCAGCAGGACAAGUGAUCACAGGCAGUUGGGAUAAGACAUUGAAAUGCUGGGAUCCAAGAGGUGCAAGUGGGCAGGAGCGCACUCUUGUUGGCACAUACCAACAACCUGAGCGCGUUUACUCGUUAUCUCUAGUUGGAAAUCGAGUAGUUGUGGCAACUGCCGGAAGACAUGUAAAUGUUUAUGACUUACGAAAUAUGUCUCAACCUGAACAGAAAAGGGAAUCUUCAUUGAAAUAUCAAACUAGAUGUGUGAGAUGUUAUCCAAAUGGAACAGGAUAUGCUCUUAGUUCGGUUGAAGGACGAGUUGCAAUGGAGUUCUUUGAUCUCUUGGAGGCCAGUCAAGCCAAAAAGUAUGCCUUCAAGUGCCAUCGAAAAUCUGAGGCUGGCCGUGACAUUGUGUAUCCAGUAAAUGCCAUAGCAUUCCAUCCAGUAUAUGGUACGUUUGCAACCGGAGGUUGUGAUGGUUUCGUUAAUGUGUGGGAUGGAAACAAUAAGAAGAGGCUGUAUCAGUACUCAAAGUACCCUACAAGCAUUGCCGCUCUUUCAUUCAGCAGAGACGGUCGACUAUUGGCCGUGGCCUCGAGUUACACAUUCGAAGAGGGGGAUAUGCUGCAUGAACCGGAUGCCAUCUUUGUACGUAGCGUAAAUGAAAUUGAAGUCAAGCCAAAACCAAAGGUAUAUCCCAACCCUCCUGCGUAGAUUAUUAAGAGUCUUUGUAUCUUCUCUGAGAGUCAAGAUGUGUGAAAAUGUUGCACUUU
Molecule: messenger RNA, 1245 nt
Organism: Hibiscus syriacus
Lineage: Eukaryota; Viridiplantae; Streptophyta; Magnoliopsida; Malvales; Malvaceae
Product: mitotic checkpoint protein BUB3.2-like
Exons: 9
Coding region: 158-1186 (342 amino acids)
Biological process (GO): mitotic spindle assembly checkpoint signaling
Cellular component (GO): kinetochore; phragmoplast; bub1-bub3 complex
Molecular function (GO): ubiquitin binding
Source: RefSeq, a predicted model, not a curated record